This is a messenger RNA of Pogoniulus pusillus (Red-fronted tinkerbird), 3846 nucleotides long. It is a transcript of the gene DMTF1, whose product is annotated as cyclin D binding myb like transcription factor 1. Gene Ontology annotation, cellular component: nucleus. NCBI's taxonomy places the organism in Eukaryota, Metazoa, Chordata, Aves, Piciformes, Lybiidae. Gene Ontology annotation, biological process: regulation of transcription by RNA polymerase II. The transcript is spliced from 16 exons. Bases 209 to 2578 code for a protein of 789 amino acids. The record is from RefSeq and is a predicted model, not a curated record. Gene Ontology annotation, molecular function: DNA-binding transcription factor activity, RNA polymerase II-specific; RNA polymerase II cis-regulatory region sequence-specific DNA binding.
UUUGUGCUCUAGACCCUUACAGGGUACUACUUUUAAUUGGAAAAGUGGCUUUGAAAUUCUCUGAUAUUGCCCCUACAUGAUGCGUAAGUAUGUAGGAAAGUAAAGGCAGGUAAAUGUCUUAAGCAUGGAAUUGUUCAUGUAAAACAGCAUACAGGCAUUUGUCAUUCCUCAUGGGAGUUUUUGCUGGUGGUUUAAAGGAAGCGACAUUAUGGUCAAAGUGGCAGUCUGGCUGAAGAAAAGUAAUUUGUGUAUUGCUUUUUUAGGUUUGAGUAUGAGCACAGUUGAAGAAGAGUCUGACACAGUGACAGUAGAAACCGUGAACUCUGUGACUUUGACUCAGGACACUGAAGGGAACCUUAUACUUCAUUGCCCUCAAAAUGAAGCUGAUGAAGUAGACUCUGAAGACAGCACUGAACCUCCACACAAGAAGCUUUGCUUAUCAGAGGAUGAUCAAAGCCUGGAUGAUUCCACCCCGUGCAUUUCUGUCGUUGCAGUUCCAAUUUCAGAAAAUGAUCAGAGCUUUGAGGUGACCAUGACUGCUACCACUGAGGUAGCUGAAGAUGAGAUUGACGAAGGAACUGUUACUCAGAUCCAGAUUCUUCAGAAUGAACAACUGGAGGAAAUCUCCCCAAUGGGCAAUGAAGAAGUGUCAGCUGUCAGUCAAGCUUGGUUCACAACCAAAGAGGAUAAGGAUUCUCUGACAAAUAAAGGCCAUAAGUGGAAGCAGGGGAUGUGGUCAAAGGAAGAAAUUGACAUUUUGAUGAGUAACAUUGAGCGUUAUUUAAAGGCUCGUGGAAUAAAAGAUGCCACUGAAAUUAUAUUUGAAAUGUCAAAAGAUGAAAGAAAAGAUUUCUACAGGACAAUAGCUUGGGGUCUGAAUAGGCCUCUCUUUGCUGUCUAUAGAAGAGUUCUUCGCAUGUACGAUGACAGAAACCACGUUGGCAAGUAUACUCCUGAGGAAAUUGAAAAACUUAAAGAGCUUAGAGUAAAGCAUGGUAACGACUGGGCCACGAUAGGAGCUGCACUGGGGAGAAGUGCUUCAUCUGUAAAAGAUCGAUGUAGGCUGAUGAAGGAUACCUGCAACACAGGAAAGUGGACAGAGAAAGAAGAAAAAAGACUAGCAGAAGUAGUGCAUGAGCUCACAAGCACAGAACCAGGUGACAUUGUCACACAAGGUGUCUCAUGGGCUGCUGUGGCAGAACGGGUCGGGACGCGCUCUGAAAAGCAAUGCCGCUCUAAAUGGCUCAACUAUCUCAACUGGAAACAAAGUGGGGGCACUGAGUGGACCAAGGAAGAUGAAAUAAAUCUAAUCCUGAGGAUAGCGGAACUCGAAGUGUCUGAUGAAAAUGACAUCAACUGGGAUUUACUUGCAGAAGGAUGGAGUAGUGUCCGCUCACCACAGUGGCUUCGGAGUAAAUGGUGGACCAUUAAAAGACAGAUUGCAAACCACAAAGAUGUGUCAUUCCCUGUGCUCAUAAAGGGUCUUAAACAACUCCACGAGAAUCAAAAAAACAAUUCAGGACACCAGCUCUCGGAGAACAAAUCUGGAGGUGGAUUAGCAAACCCUAAUUCUAGUUCGGGCGUUCAGCACGUGCAGAUCCGAGUGGCUCGCUUAGAGGAGAACGCAGGCAAUGCACCAAGCCCUAUGGCAGCCUUGCAGAUUCCAGUCCAGAUCACCCAUGUCUCUUCAUCUGAUUCCCCUGCUGCUACUGUUGACUCUGAUACAAUAACACUAAACAGUGGAGCACUGCAGACCUUUGAAAUCCUUCCAUCUUUCCACCUCCAGCCAACUGGAACACCGGGUACAUACUUACUACAGACAAGCUCAAGCCAAGGCCUUCCUCUGACACUGACAACUAGUCCUACCAUGACCCUGACAGCAGCUGCUGCUGCUCCAGCCUCCCCAGAGCAGAUCAUAGUCCAUGCCUUAUCGCCAGAGCAUUUGUUAAAUACAAGUGACAAUGUCACAGUGCAGUGCCACACACCAAGUGUCAUAAUCCGCACCGUUGCUGCUGAAGAUAUCUCCUCCUCUGUCACUCAGGCAGAACUUACUGUUGAUUCAGAUAUUCAGUCAGCUGACCUGACAGAGCCUCCUGAUACCCUGGAAACCAAUACUUUCCCAGAUGAUAUCCAUCAGUCCAAGCUGGGUGAUGAAGAACAAUCAGGCUACAAUGAAGAUGAUGCCUCCAAAUUCAGCAGCAGGAAUAGCAGUGAACUGAUGGAUGGAGUGAUGGUAAGAACUGAGGAGGAGAUUCAUGAUGCCAGGCUGAAACAGGAAGAGGAUUCUCACUCUGAUUUACCCAGCACUUACGUUACUGAGGACCUGGGUUCUCCAACAAUAGAAGAACAAGUGGAUCAGCCUACAAUAGAUGAUGAGACUGUGCUUAUUGUUCCUUCCUCCCAUGGUUUUAUCCAGACAGCAGACGAUAUAGAUGGUGAAUCAGUCUUGCCCCUGACAACGCUAACAGAUCCUAUCUUACAGCAUCAUGGAGAUGGCUCACACAUUAUUGGCUCAUCACUGGGCAGUCCUGACUCGGAAGAUUCCAAGGAUGUUGAAGACCUAGUGAGCUGUCACUGAGAAGCAGUAACCACGGCCAUUUUCUAUCGACCAUGUUUGCGUUGUGAAAUUAGUUACAACCCUGUGCCACAUUUCCAAAGGAAGCAGUCAGUCCCCAUCUUUACACAGACCCUUCCAGUUUGCAGUGACUACCGUGCACUUUCUCUGCUCAGCCUUUUUACCUCAUUUGCAAGGGUGACAGAGCAGCCAACCCAAGCUGACAUACUGUGUCUCAGCCAGGUUGUUCCAGUGUUCUAAAGAACUGCUGCUGCAGUGGUCACUGCUAGGUUCCAUGUGAUCAGCUCUGAUCUGACUUGUUACAGGUGUGCUGAACUGCACAUCUGAAGAACUGGACAGAAGUCAAGGAUCAUGGACUGUAGCCUCUUAGUGCCACAGCAAGGAUUAGUUUGCACAUGUUUUGCAGUGAAUGGGGAAGGAUUCCUGCACUUACUGACUGUUGUAACACAUGGAGUAAGAGACACUCACGUUCCAGGAAGAAAUGUUUUCCUUCAAAGACUUCAGGGAGAAGGGGCAGUAACAUGAAAAAUGGGCUGUAUUGCCAUCUCCUCUAGCUUAUUAGUACAUCUACAGAACAGGAAGAAGACAGAGAUGAAGAGGGGACUUGCCUGGUCUGCUGGUUCCGCAGGAGUCCGUUGCUGGCAAUGGACAGCGCUCAGAAAGAUCACUAGUGGAAAUUUUUGUUUUCUUUCUCCUUUUUUUCUUUUCCUUCAUCACUACAGCAAGCUGGAUAAAAAGGGAAGGGCUAUGAGAAAGGGAAGGACUAGGACCUACCAGCCUCCCCCCCACAACCUUGUUAACUCCUUUGAAGACUGUUAAUGAGUAGGCUGGAGCAUUUGUCUCUUAUGCUGUUUACGUGACACUACCAGCCACCUCUCCAGAGGUGAUUUAUGCAGUAAGUUAGUCGAUGGGGAGUGACAUGGAGGUGGCAAGGUCUUAGAGAAGUAAGUCUGUGAGAAAUUGGGCAUAGGGCCCAGAAGCAAAGGAAGCUAAUUAAUUCCUGCAUUAAUUAAAGGGUUUGAAACAGACACUAGGCUGAGCAGCAGCCUGUUAGCUAGGAAUCAAGAGAAAAAGCUAUAGAGAACUAAAGACUCAUGUAUAAAUUAUUUUAUUUAUUUCUGUAAUUAGCUCUUCAUAACCAAGAGUUGGUCUUUUUCAGUCUGUGGUUUUGUUAACGUGAAAAACAAGUUGUAGUUUCAAAUGGUUGCCUAGGGAACAGAAAUCAUUGUAUAUUCAGUUUAAACAAAAUAAAGAGUAUUUGUCUUUCGUAA